Naegleria lovaniensis is the source of this 987-nucleotide messenger RNA. RefSeq lists its product as uncharacterized. The transcript has a single exon. The coding region runs from base 1 to 987 and encodes 328 amino acids. Gene Ontology annotation, molecular function: protein binding. The record is from RefSeq and is a predicted model, not a curated record. Lineage: Eukaryota; Heterolobosea; Eutetramitea; Acrasida; Naegleriidae.
AUGCUGCACAUCAAAACCCUACCAGAAGAAGUACUUGAAUUUCAUAUAUGUGCCUUCCUUGAUCUUGGUUCUGUAAUGGCCUUAUCUAUGGCCAAUAAAUUCUUGCAUGAAUUAAUUUCAAAAUCAGAAGUGAUCUGGAGCAGACUUACUGUUCUUUCUUCAUCAUGUCAUCCCGAUGAUGAUCAAGCUGAAAAACUAUUAAAAUAUUUGGUACAACAAUUACAAUUGACAGAUCUGAAACAUUGUCCUCUAUUGAACGAUCAAGAAUUAUUGAAUUAUUACAAAAAUAAGCCUAAUCAGUUCAUAUUUCAUUGGUUCAGACUCUUUUCAUUUAGUAUUGAAGGUUUUCAAAAAUAUGAGCCUUCUUUGGAUGAAGUUCAAAUUUCGAAAAUUCUCUUCACCAACAGAAAUCAUUCAAUGAGAGUCAUGCAUACAAGGCUGUGUGGAGAUUGGGAAACUUGUGUCGCCAAUAAGAAGCUCGAGCGAGGAAUUACAUAUUACUGGUGUGUGCAUUUAACCACGUACGAUGAAGAGAAUGCAAAUAAUGCAUGGGCAGUACUUGUUGGAGUUGAUAAUUUGCCAAAUCAACCUAGGGAUCAAGACAGUUCUUCCAUGCAUUACUGGCUUGGACGCCAUCCUUCAAAAGGUUUUGGGUACUGUGUUGCCUCUGACAGUUUCAAUAACAGUUAUAAUGCAGCCAAACUUAACAAACAAGGGGAUGUGAUUGGUGUUGAGUAUUUUCAUCACCCCAUCCUUAAUGAAGUUCGAAUGAAAAUUUAUGUCAAAAAUGGAUGUGAGGAAAGAAACCAUUCGUUUUCGUAUAGAGACACGAGGGAUGGUGAUGAUGAUAAUGAAACAGAAUUGACAAGGAGUCAGAAAAACGAAAUAACGUUUAGACCAGCUGUCUCAGUCGUGUCAAGAAUGUCUGUCUCAAUCUUUCCAUGGGACGGUAAUGUAGAAACUCUGAAAAAAUUCGUGUCUCAAUGA